CCGGAAUUAGGGGUCAGAGGUCGGUAAAUAUUGGUGAUGUCACGCAGCCGACAUGGCGGAAGGGGAGGAUGGGGGUUGGUGGAGGAGCUGGUUACACCAGAGCUACACUAACGUACGAGACAAGUCUGCAGAGGCUUUGGAGUUUAUGAAGAGAGACCUAUCGGAGUUUACACGAGUUGUGCAGCAUGAUACGGCGUGCACGAUUGCAGCGACCGCAACUGUUGUCAAGGAGAAACUGGCGGUGGAAGGUUCCUCAGGGACUACAGAAAAAGUGAAGAAAAGUCUUUCAGAUUUUCUGGGAGUGAUCUCCGACACUUUUGCGCCAUCUCCCGACAAGACAAUUGACUGUGAUGUUAUCACGUUGAUGGCCACGCCGUCUGGGACUACAGAACUCUAUGACGGCACCAAGGCGCGCCUGUACAGUCUGCAAUCUGAUCCAGCAACAUACUGCAAUGAACCUGAUGGUCCCCUGGAACUAUUGGAUGAAUGGUUGACCUCCUGGGACUCAGAGGAAAGGAAAGCAGAAAUCUCAGAACUGCUGGUUUCCAGCCCUUCCAUCCGAGCACUCUACACCAAAAUGGUACCCGCAGCUGUUUCACACUCAGAAUUCUGGCAAAGGUAUUUCUACAAAGUGCAUCAGUUGGAACAGGAAGAAGCUCGGAGAGAUGCUCUGAAGCAGAGAGCAGAACAGAGUGUACAUUUUGAAGAUCCAGGAUGGGAGGAGGAAGAGGAAGAAUUAGUCAAAGCAGGCUCCCCUCGCAGCACCAGCUACGAAGAUAAUUUAAGGAUAUUGCCUUCUGCCAUUCCAACUCUAAAUGUGGAAGGCAGUUCUGAGGAGCCAGAACAACCUGGCAAAGAAACUGUCUGUGUCACAAGUCCUUCAGAGAGCAGUGAAAGUCUCUCCCCCAUCACUCAGAUUGACAAUCCAGCGUACCAUGGUCCUACUGCACCAGCUGAAAACCCUGCCAGUCCAUCUCCAGUAACUGAUGAUUUGCAAGAAGACAAACCAGAUAAGCAGUCUUCUUCAAACUUUGAAGAACAAUUGGCCAAAGGAAACACGCAAAAUGCAGUUCGUGAGCCACCUUCUGACCUUCGUGUGUUUGAGCUCAAUAGCGACAGUGGGAAAUCCACACCUUCUAAUAAUGGGCAGAAAGGGUCGAGUACAGAUGUCAGUGAGGACUGGGAGAAAGACUUCGACAUGACAGAAGAGGAAGUACAGCUGGCACUUUCCCGGGUGGAGGUAUCUGGAGAGCUUGAGGAUGAAGACUGGGAAAAUUGGGAAUAACUGAUGGAGAGAGGUCACUUCUUCUUCUCCUGGACACUACACUCUGACCUGAAUUUUUUUUCCUCCAACGUCAUCUGCCAGACAUCUAUCAUGCUGCUUUGGUCUGCGCUGGGUGGCACAUGUCGAGAGCAAAUGAAUCAGUGUGCACUGGCAUAGCAGGGUUUUAAGGCUUAAUUGAAUAUUUUCUUUAAAGUGUGCCCUUUCUCCCUAUAACCUUGCCUUCCCCUGUUUGGAUAGAAAGCAGGUUUUCAAUCCAGUUGACAUUUCUUGCUAUCUGGAGGCAGUUGCAUGUGGAUGUGAUGUUCCUUGGCAGGACUGCUUAGUAGCUGCUUUUUUGUGUUGUAAAAUGCUUGAAUAGAUUCUGAUUUGGGAACAUAACCCCGAACUGUUCAUUUCAUUCCAAUAUAGGGAGGGAAAAAACCUCACCUUGAUCUUGCUAAUUUUGGGGUAAUUUGGUUUGUGUGUAUGGAUAUGCCCAACAUGAAACACAAUCACCAUACUUACAGAACGCUUGCUUCAUAUUAGACUAGUUUUUUCCAGGCUUUUAUACCUUUCUCCAGGGUAUGUUAGGGAAUUUUCCCAUAUUGGAAUGUUUCGACAUAUAUUGAAUCAGAUAGUUUCACUCAAAGUUAGAAACAUUAAAAACAGAAAUAUUUGCCAAAUGAAUCGGAAGACUAUAAGCUAUAAACUAAUAAACUAUCUCUUUAUUUCUGUGUGGGUCAAGCAGUAAUUUUGCUGUGGGGACCAGAUUCUGAUGUGUAUAGAAAAUAGGCUCUUGUUAUGUUAGCCUCUCUAAUAAUUAUCAACUCAUCCUACUAUCCCUGUCAUUUGUUCGUGCAAUAUAUAUUUCCUAUUUAUUAUGGCAGCAAGGUGGAGGAAGAGCAACAUUUUAGGAGAAAAUCCCAUAAGGAAACUGCUUCUUGGUCUUUUUUUUUCCCUCCCAAAGCUUACACCAGUCUUGCUUUUAGAGGUUGAGACAGAAAUGUUUGGAUGACAGUUGUUCUCUUUGCCCUUAGAAAUCCAACAAAAAGCUCUUUUAUUUUAUAGUAAAUAAAGUACAUUAAGCAACCUUCUA
This is a messenger RNA of Bufo gargarizans (Asiatic toad), 2360 nucleotides long. It is a transcript of the gene BSDC1, whose product is annotated as BSD domain containing 1. The record is from RefSeq and is a predicted model, not a curated record. The transcript has 11 exons. Lineage: Eukaryota; Metazoa; Chordata; Amphibia; Anura; Bufonidae. Gene Ontology annotation, cellular component: cytoplasm. The coding region runs from base 53 to 1285 and encodes 410 amino acids.